CGACAUGACAUGACAUUGAGUAAAGACAAAUGUGGGCAGAGGAGGCUCCCCAACGCCAACCCCGAGGAAGAAGAAGGGCAGCUAGCGCAAGGACAAGGCAGGCGGCAUAAAAAUUGGGAGAGGAGUCAGCCCAAGGCAGUUGCGCUCCUCAAGGCACGCAGCAGGCCAUUUGAAUGUGACAGGGCUCCCCCUUCACUCUUCAAUUCUGCUCGGAAGCUAGCUGCCCCUCACCUCCAGCUCCAGUCCCCGGCGUGCGGCCUUUGAAGAACCAGUGGGCAGAUCAUGCCUUGCGCCACCGAGGUCGUCCAUGGCGAGGGAGGCACGAUCAAAGUUGGUACAACGGGUACCAUCGGCUCACUCAUGACGAGAGAACUGGACACCAUCAAGGUGGCGCCGCAGGCGGCCGCGGGCACCCCUCGCCUGAGGCACCAAGGCCGUCCGGUCUCAGUGCUAUGUGGAGCCACUACUCCUCGGAAGCUCAUGUUGAGGAAAAGCUCAUCGGACAUCUCCAGCAGCAGCAGCAGCAACAACAGAACCGACCGCGUGAGCGCUGAAGAGGCCUGCAAGCCAAGGAGGGUCUCCCGGAGAAACACCUUCGACUCGCCGAUGCUGCGGUCCGACAGCGCCCUCAUGGACAGGACCCCGAAUGCCGGCAAGGCGAAGAAGAAGGGGAGUGUGUACGGUGUCGAGGUGGUGGACAUCAAGUGCGGGAACCCGAUGAGCAGCCGGCUCAGGAAGCUUGGCUUCUCCAAGCUGUCGGAGACGUUUGCCUAGCUUAACUCGGUGGUGUGUUGGCAAGAACAAGGACCAUCACCAGCAUCUGAUUGAAGGAUCUGCAUUCUGCUUGCUGCUGCCCUCUCCCUGAGGCGUCUUUGGCUUUGGAGGACAGACAACAUGUGCCGGAUUUAGUGCAGCAAUCAUCCACCUGACAUUGUCCAUUCGUUCGCCCUUGUAGGCUGCAAUCCAGUUUGCAUUAGUAGUUGUCACUUUUUAUAGCUGCUUUUUUCCUCUGUGGAAACUGCUGUUGCGCUCUAUAUAUGACAAGUUAAUCUAUGAGCCAUCAGGCAUAAGGUCCGUGAUGGAUGAUGUGUUGAUGUAAGGAUGAACAUUGACCUUGGCCUGUUUAAAAUGCCACUGGAUUUACCCAAGUGCUCCAUGUCACGAAUGGGUUAACAAAGUACUGAAGGCUAUUAUCUUA
Molecule: messenger RNA, 1198 nt
Organism: Sorghum bicolor (sorghum)
Lineage: Eukaryota; Viridiplantae; Streptophyta; Magnoliopsida; Poales; Poaceae
Exons: 2
Coding region: 283-774 (163 amino acids)
Source: RefSeq, a predicted model, not a curated record